AUGUCGAGCCAUAAUUCAACCAUCGUCUACCCCUGCGUUCCUACAACCGAAGAGGACCCGCGGGCUCGUAUCAAUGUCAUGAUUGACAUCUUCAACGCCUGCCUUUCAUCUCGCUCGGGCGGCAAGCUUGACAGAGGCUUGUACCAUGAGAUAUUCACGGCAUACAAGCUCGUCCAGGGUUAUAAGAUCAUGCAUGGUAGUCAGAUCUCGAGACCCCUCACUGAUGCGGAAAAGCAAGAAGGUCGGAAUGGCAGCUCGCAAAUGAUCACGGUCCCCUUACAGGGUAACAAAUACCGAGAAUUAGAUAUGGUCUACAAGGAAGACGGAACUACCUUCAUCGUCGAGGCCAAAAACACCAAGACUGUUGAUCACAGCCAGCUCCAGCCCAAUAUCCAACUGGCGCAGCAAAUCCAAGGAGCUUUGGUGUAUGCGAUCGGUGAGAAGGAUGGUCAGGAACGAGCUCUCAAUGAAGCAUACAAGAGGCUCAGGGAUCAACAAGACCAGUCUAGCGGUACUGGGAGCUUCCCUCCUCUCCACAUCCUGCGGAUUCCGGAUAAAAUCUCGAACAUCAUGUCGGAUAACAAGCCGAUGAGUCUCUUAUCGCUCUCAUCAACUUUUCAAGUUUCCCAGUUCAAUAUCGCUGAGGUCACGGGCGAGUUUGAUCACGAAGAACGCGGGUUUUCGCUGUUUAGAUAG
Fusarium verticillioides 7600 is the source of this 696-nucleotide messenger RNA. RefSeq lists its product as hypothetical. NCBI's taxonomy places the organism in Eukaryota, Fungi, Ascomycota, Sordariomycetes, Hypocreales, Nectriaceae. The transcript has a single exon. Bases 1 to 696 code for a protein of 231 amino acids. The record is from RefSeq and is a predicted model, not a curated record.